Molecule: messenger RNA, 2210 nt
Organism: Pipra filicauda (Wire-tailed manakin)
Lineage: Eukaryota; Metazoa; Chordata; Aves; Passeriformes; Pipridae
Gene: KIF12
Product: kinesin family member 12
Exons: 17
Coding region: 57-2117 (686 amino acids)
Biological process (GO): microtubule-based movement
Molecular function (GO): microtubule motor activity; microtubule binding; ATP binding
Source: RefSeq, a predicted model, not a curated record
CGCCGGGGCCGGCCGGGAGCUGCGGGCACCCCCAAGUGCGGGGUGCUGGAGGGCGCAUGGAGCCGGAGGGGGAGCGGGGCGGGGAGCCCCAGACGGACCGCCGGCCCGGAACGCUCCCACGGGGCCAGGAGAGACCGAGCCCCGGAGAGGAGCGGGAGGGCCCCGUGGAGGGCAGAGAGACGCGGCUGAGGGUGGUGCUAAGGGUCCGACCACUGACCUGUAAGGAGACGCGGCGAGGUGACCGGCGGGUUGUGCAUAGCCUCGGUGACGGUGCGGUCCACGUGAGCGCGGCCAGGCACGAUGCCACCUUUGGGUUCAGCGCCGUGUUCGACGCCAGCGCCUCACAGGAGGCUGUGUUCGAAGGCAGCGGGAUGAGGCAGCUGGUGGAGCUGGCGAUAGAUGGAUUCUCCUGCACCGUCUUUGCCUUCGGGCAGACAGGUUCGGGGAAGACCUACACCCUGAUGGGACCCCUCACUCAGAGUGAGACCCAGCCGGCGUCCCCGGCCCUGCUGGGGCUGAUGCAGAGGUCCUUCGCCUGCCUCCUGGAGCAGAGCCGGAGCCGUGGCUCAGACCUGGCUCUCAGUGCUUCCUACCUCGAGAUCUACAACGAGCAGGUCCGGGACCUGCUGAGCCCGGGGCCGCCGUGCGCUCUGCCCCUGCGGUGGAGCAAAACCCGCGGCUUCUACGUGGAGAACCAGCUCAGUGUGGACUUCGAGAGCCUGGAGGCCAUUGUGAGCCUGCUCCUGCAAGGAUCCCAGAGGCGACGAACCUCAGCGCAUGCCCUCAACAGGCACUCCAGCCGCAGCCAUGCUCUUCUGACCAUCCACAUCCGCAGCCGGGCUCCCAGCACCUGCCCCAGCAAGCAGGGCACACUCUGCUUCGUGGACCUGGCUGGCAGCGAGCGGGUGAAGGAGACCGGCUCCAGCGGGGAGCUCUCCGUGGAGGCCAACAGCAUCAACCGCAGCCUCCUGGCACUGGGACAUUGCAUCUCUCUGUUGGCCAAACCCCGAGGGAAGUGGACACACAUCCCAUACCGGGACAGCAAGCUCACCCGGCUGCUGGCCCGCUCCCUGGGCGGCUCAGGCAUCACCCUGAUGGUCGCCUGCAUCUCUCCAUCCUCACGCUGCCUCUCAGAGACACUGAGUACAUUGCACUAUGCCAGCCGGGCUGGGAGGGUCACCACCAGACCCCUGGCCAACAGGGUGUCCCGGGAGAAGCUGCUGCAAAACUUGGAGGAAGAAAUCCAUGCCCUAAAGCUGGAAAACCUCUCCCUGCGCCAGCAGCUGUGCCUGCCCAGGGUGCCAGUGAGGAGCACAGAGGUCCCAGGGAACCCUCCAAAAUCUUGCCUGAGCUGGGGAGGCAGGUACGGCCCCGCAGGGCUGCAUCACCUCCCUCUUGAAAGGCAGCUCCCUUCGGAGGGAACACCAGCCUGGCCCAGCCUUUAUGGUCUCCUGCGGGAUUUCGUGGUGGAGAAUGAGCACAUGAGGCAGCCCUGGUUGUCCCCAGACCCCAGUGGUGACAUCCCAGAUGGCCCUUCCCACAGAGCCACCCGCAGCUCCUGUGACAGCCAGCCCUUGCUCCGGAGUGCCCACGCCCCCCAAAUCCCCCCUGGUCACUCCACAAGGCUCCGACAGCCCAACACAACAUCUGCCUCCAUCCCCCGGCUGCCGAAGCUGCCUCCUGCCUCCGGCCGCUCCAGCUGCCCAGGGUGCCCACAGUGCUGUCCCGGGCCAGCUGAUGCCACCGUGUCCCAGGUACUGCCAGUGCCCCCCGUGCUGCAGCCAGCUCCCCCCGAGGGAAGUGCUGGUGUUCUGCCCCUCAGACAGGAGGACACAGCUCUGCCUGGCUCCCAUCAGCUCCACAGGCACCCCCAGCCACACCAGGGAAAGCGGGUUUGUUCAUGUCCUCAUGGCAGGAGCCAGGGCAGAAGCAGGAGCUUGUCUCAGCAGCACCCACUCCCUCGGGAGCUCCCAGGCCCAGAGCGCGGUCCCAGCCCUGAGGGAAGGGUCAUCCCUUCGGCACCACCAUGGCCAGGAUUGCCAGAGACCAGAGCUGCCGGCACUGUCCCUCUCCUCCAGUGGGAAGAGGCACUGGACUGGCUGGCAGAGCAGAUCUGAGCAGCCACAGUCACACCGUGGAUGGGGCCAGCAGCAGGGAUCUGGCACGGACUGGGGGACAACCACAGCUCUCGGGGACACAGGGAUCUGGGA